AUGUCUGACUUAAAGACUGAGUUAGAUACGUCUGAAAAAGUCACGAGAUUCCUUCGUAAUAAGUCUUCAAAGACCGAAGACCUUGUUAUCGUCGUAAAGGAUCUUAUUGACGGGAAUCUCAAUGUCUUUCUUCCCCAGAAAGAAGUUGUCAUUCUUCAAUGGAUUUUUGACUACUUGGGUGAACGCAAGAAUACUGAGGCCAAAAUUUCGGUUGGGUUUUGGAAUGUUCUUUCAUCCGUUUGGGUGAGCUUAGCAGACGAUCAUGAUACACUCUCUCGUACAUACCUUAGCCACAAUUUCGCCGGUAUUCUUACAGAAACUUUUAAUCAAGCAACUACUAAAAUUUCCAGCAAAGAUAAUGUUAAGAUCCAGUCUCUAGUUGAUGAAAUUAGUACGGCAAUGGAAGCUAUCAGCAAGUCAAAUUUGUGGUUCAAGCUUCCCCUUGACAGUACAAUAUCUUUAAUUUUAUCAUAUACAAAGCUCUACAUACACGCCAACAGAAACACCACUAUACAAUUAUCAUUUGAAAAAUCAAGUCUUUUAAUUAAAAAGUUUUUAAAGUCUACGCUUACAGGAUCCGACUUGAAAAAAUUUUCAGCGGCUUUUAACGAAAAAAUUCUUAGUCACGUCUUUGUUUUAAUAGGAAUGGACCUUGACACUUAUUCAAAAGAUCUUUACAACUUUCUGGUAUCAACUCUGAUAGCAACGCCGGACAAAAAAGCUACUGAAAUCGAUCUGGCUCCAGCUCAAUCUGCAGUUAACGAGUACAAACUUACCGACGAGGAAAAACACAAAUCGUCGAUUGCUCUUUACGAAAUUCUCGUGGUUACUCUUCCAACGCGCUCCGAUUCUGCAUUUUCACAGCUCCGCAAAAUUGCUCCCUCAGCACUUAAAACCCUUGUCUCUAUUUCUUCAUCUAAAAAAAUCAAGCUUGAUUCUGAUUUUUUAAAAUCAACAAUGUCACAAAUUUUUGACAAGAAAAAGGAAUCAGUUGACUGGCAGCUUUUAUCAUUUAUCCACAAUAUUGAUGAAUCUUUUUUAACAGAGCGCUCUCAUCUUUCAGUAAUUCUUGCUACUACAACAUCUAAUAAAGAAAACAGUAAAGAAUUUCAUGCUUUUGCCAAAUCUUUUAUCGAUUACUUUACAAACUCUCGCGAGCUUCCACAGUUUAUUCUUUCCUGGAAAAAACAUUUAGUACCAAACUCUUGCUGGUACAAUGAUUUUAUUUCAGAAUACUUAUCUAUCCAAGUUAGAACGUUAUCUAAUAUUCAACUCAAGAGUUUACUGAAUACCCUUGUUCACCCUCUUACACUAGAAAAUCCAAAUGAGACUCCAGAUCAGCUUUAUCAACCUUUAAUAGUGUGCGUUCUGAGUUUUUUCCAGCAACGAACUCUUCCUCAUUCUAUGCUUUUUGAUCCACUAUUCACUGCUCUCCAAUCAAAGGUUAACAUUACUUCAUCUGAGUUUUGGACUCUUAAAUACCUCAUUCUUUCAAUCAGUUCUGGAUUCGUCCAAAAAUUCCAUGCUCUCAUUGUUUCCCAAGCUCAGAGCAUUGACUAUGGCUUGGAUAAGAAAAACGUCAAUGACAGCCUUGCUAUUGGUGUCAUGCAGUCUCUUUUUCGAAUUGCAGAAUAUAUUGAGUUUUCUGAGUUUGAAAACUACGUUUCUAAGCUUAUCAAGUAUAUUGGCAAAAAGUCUAAGUCUCCUGAAAUAUUUUUCGAAACCAUGUGCGAUCGUUGGCUGAUUCUCAUCAACAUUCGUCUGCGCAAAAAAUACAAAGAGCGUCUUAUCGGCUUGUUUGCCACAAACAAGAAUGCUUUUAAUAAGCUUUGUUCUACUGAACUUUUCUUUGAACAGGGGAGUCUUUCACCUUUGGCCUUGCAAACCUUGGCCGACAAAAAGGAACUCAAAAAUGAGCUUUUGCGCAUUAAAAUUAUUUCAUCAAUGCCGCUGCAAGUUAUCCGCGGUUCUAGCAGAAAGGAACUUCUCAACAAUCUUUCUGAUCUUGCUCUUUCUGAAAAAAAUUUGAAGGCCAGUGAUGAAACUCUUGAAUUCCAACUUACAGCGAGGGCUGCCAUAGAUCACCUUCUUUCCCACCCUUCUUCUACAGUCACACUUGUUUCUGAUUCUGCAGCACUUCAGAAGUAUUUUUACUCUGCAUUUUCUUUUGGAAACCACGAACUCGAAACUCUAACCCGUGCUUCAUGCGAAAAAAUUAUCAAUUAUAACAUAAAGACACAAAAGGAGCGCGAGGAAGGUGCAAAAUUCAUUUUUGCUUUGGUUAAUGAGGCAGUCAGCUCGCUCAAGAAGACGAAAAAACAUUCCAACAAUUUUGAACAACUUGAAUUUGCUACUCUUAUUGUCUCUCUUGUUCAUUCAGAGAACCUUCAAGAAAGCGGCCUGGAUAAUGUUAUCCUCAAGUCACUUACCAAAAUUUUACAGACUACCAAGGGUGCUGACAAGUCGUUAAACGAUGCGCUCCACGCAAUCCAAAACCUUGCCAUUCUUUCUACCACCAAAACAAACGAACUUUCGAAAUCUCCUGAAAUUUUCGCAGUCACGGGUACUUAUGCGACACUUGCAUUGAAAAAACUUGUUGAGCCACAGGAUGGAAAAGAACGCGCAAUCUUCAAAAACCUUGCAGCCUCAUGUUUUACGGUUUUGACGCAUCUGAGCAGUACCAAGGACCAGGUAGAAGCCUGUCUGGCAUAUUAUAUCAGUCUUCUAGAACAAGAGGUUGGUGUUUCUAACAAUGACGUUGUGGCUUGCCUUCAACAACUCGAAGAAGCUGACUUUAACUUCUUGUUUAAUGAAACUAUUGGUAGUUUGUUUGAUCCUGAGUCUGCAAAACCCUUUGCUUAUAUCACUGCAGUCACUGCAUUCCCAAGAGCAUUAAAAGACGAAGAGAAUGUUGCUGCUUCUACCAAUGUCACCGAACUUUUAACUAAUGUCAUCAAGAACUGUGAUAAACUUUCUGAAGGUGAUUUACUGUCUUAUCUUAGCUUUGUCGAGUACAUGGUUAAGGAUCGACCUAGACUUUUGACACAGUUUUGUCUGGAUAUUAUUAUUUCCACAUUUGUGCGCAUCUGCACCAGCGACUUCGGACCUAGUUUUACUCCGAAAUCUGAUAUUGACAGUAUCUAUGCACAACUUGCAAGUGUGGCUUCGUCGGUUGUUGUUUUUAAUAGAAGCAGGCUUAACGGACGGUACCACCUGCUUACUCAACUGUUGACGUCGCUUCUUGGCUGUCUUACCAAUACUGAUUCGAAUUGUACUAGUAACUUCCAGCCCAGAUGGGUAGUUAACUCAUCCAAGCCACUUGGUGAGAAGGCGGCAGAUGCAUAUACCCGGUUGAUUUCCAAUCUCUCGUCGACUGUUAUUUCUUAUCGCGAAACGAGCGAAAGGUACAAACUUUCUUCGUAUGCUCAGAUGCUCAAGAAACACUUGUCUAUUUACAUUGGUGUGGUGCUUAUUAACUAUGUGAGGUUUUCUCUCCAAGAAGGGUUCACGCCUAGUGUGCGCCGUGGCUUGGUUCCUGGAUUUUACAUGGUGUUUAACACUAUUGGUAGCGAGCAGCUUAAGAAUGUAAAUCUGUUAUUGGACUCAAAUUCUCGACCAUACUUUAAGACUCUUUAUGAGGAUUACAUGACAUAUGGUAAAUGGAAGAGUGAAUAG
Messenger RNA from Magnusiomyces paraingens, 3675 nucleotides. RefSeq lists its product as uncharacterized. The transcript has 2 exons. The record is from RefSeq and is a predicted model, not a curated record. Gene Ontology annotation, biological process: ribosome biogenesis. Gene Ontology annotation, cellular component: nucleolus. The coding region runs from base 1 to 3675 and encodes 1224 amino acids. Lineage: Eukaryota; Fungi; Ascomycota; Dipodascomycetes; Dipodascales; Dipodascaceae.